Messenger RNA from Triticum turgidum subsp. durum (durum wheat), 1335 nucleotides. NCBI's taxonomy places the organism in Eukaryota, Viridiplantae, Streptophyta, Magnoliopsida, Poales, Poaceae. The record is from the annotation of a GenBank genome assembly.
AUGCAGCCCAAGAUCAACACGUUCUUCAAGCGCCAGGCCACGGGGCCGGAUCAGAACAGCGAAGCGGCGGAGGCGAAGAGGCCCAAGAGCUGCGGCGACGGCAAGGUCCUCAACAAGAAGAGGAACUACGGGCAGUUCCACCUGGAGCUGGGGCAGCCUGAUUUCCUCCUCCAUAUGUGCGCGGUCUGCGGCAUGAUGUACGCCCGCGGCAACGACGAGGACGAGAAGGUCCACAGGGCAUACCACAAGGGCUACUCCGAGGGCGUCCCGUUCAAGGGUUGGCGCAAGGAAACCGUGGUUAUGAGGUCCGAGGGCGGUGACCGGAUAAUUCUAGCAAGCGGUGAAAAUUCCUGUAUACGGAACAGCAAGGUUCAGGAGGUGAUCAAAGUGGUGGAGAAGGAGCUGGGGUUUGGUGAAGGCCAGCUCCUUCAUAAGCUCUGCAAGGUGUAUCUGUUUGUAUCUGGUGGGAGGAUAGCGGGAUGUCUAGUUGCCGAACAGAUAAAAGCAGCACACAAAGUUAUUCCAAGCUCUGCAUCGGAAAACCGAAGCAAUUUGCCGGACAGUAAAACUGAAUCAGCACAGGCAAACCAUACAUUGGAGUUUGGGAAAAUAAGCUUCAAGAGGGAAGUCUUGCGGCGGCAUAAUCACCCCGACAAGAGCAAAGAAGAGUGCCAGGGCCCUGGCGCCAUAGUCUGCGAAGAAGAAGCUGUGCCCGCGCUAUGCGGAUUCCGGGCAAUCUGGGUGGUGCCAUCACACAGAAGAAAGGGAAUAGCAUCGCAGCUAGUGGAUGCAGCACGGAAAAGCUUCUGUGAAGGCGGCAUGUUGGGGAUCGCACAGUGUGCUUUCACGCCACCAACCUCUGAAGGGAAGGAGCUAGCGUCGAGAUACUGCAAGACCAGUGCGUUCUUAGUGUACAGAGAUGGAGAUCGCCUCUUUGACGAGGUGCACACCGGUACUGCUCAGCUCGACGGCGUGUAUAGGGCCUAUGUGGUCCUCCCCAAGGGCGACGACAUCCCCUCGCCGGGAGUGUUCGGGCCGGUUUCAUUUAAGAAUGGCGAGGUGAAGAUCCAAUUUAUAGGUACAAAAGGGGAAGUGGAAAUGGACCCCUCAAGGUUAAAUUUCAGAAAAGGAAUAUUUCAGGAAAAGAUCAAUAUUGGAUCCAUGGGAAACGUGUUGUCGUUUCAAGCAAUGACCCUAAACCAUACAAAGAUGACAAGGGUGAAUGCAAUCCUAGAAAGAGCAAACGGAUGGGCAGUCCAGAUCCAUAAAUUUACAACCGCAAAUAUUAAUGAGGAUACACUUGUUAGUUUGUACUCCCUCCGUUCCCGAAUAUAA